Messenger RNA from Aspergillus ruber CBS 135680, 903 nucleotides. RefSeq names its product putative cyclin. Gene Ontology annotation, cellular component: nucleus. The transcript is spliced from 2 exons. Bases 1 to 903 code for a protein of 300 amino acids. The record is from RefSeq and is a predicted model, not a curated record. Gene Ontology annotation, biological process: regulation of transcription by RNA polymerase II. Gene Ontology annotation, molecular function: cyclin-dependent protein serine/threonine kinase regulator activity. NCBI's taxonomy places the organism in Eukaryota, Fungi, Ascomycota, Eurotiomycetes, Eurotiales, Aspergillaceae.
AUGGCCCCCUCCAGCGUCGCAGGGAUGAAACAACUCUCCAAUGCCCUAGCCACUCCAGAUCAAUUAUCGAAUUCUUCCUCGUUUAUCGACGGCGUUUCUCCAAAUCUCGAGGCCUCUAUUCGUUUUGCAGGCGCCCAACUCACACAGGCAGCCGGAGUGCUGCUACGACUGUCGCAAGAUGUUAUAGCCCAGGCUAUUGUGACUUUUACGCGGUUCUGGAUAGGAUCUGAAGGAGGGAGUCUCCGGAUAUACUCUGUUAAGGACGUGUCUGCAGCCGCCCUCUACCUAACAGCGAAACUCUCCUUCCAGCCCACCUCCCCGCGCUCAGUUCUGAAUGUCUACGCUUUCCUCCUGUCCAAAGAUGCCUCUCCACUGUGGUUCAUAAACCCCCAGGGCGCGCCGGAGAAGCCCUCCCCUCAAUCCUACUACCUCUCCGAAGGAGGCUACCAAACCGAACGAACGGUCCUCUUACGCAUUGAAUCCAUUAUCCUACGCGCUCUCGGUUUUGAUACACACGUUGCACUACCGCACGCCAUCGCUCUCACAUAUUUGCAGACCCUGGGCGUGCAAUCACCGUCGGUCGCGCGACGGGUUUUCGAGCAUCUUAACAGCGCGCUUUUAUCGCCGCAACUACUCUACGUUACACACCAGCCGAAUGCGCUUGCCGUCGCUGCGAUAUAUUUGGCCUCCCGGGAGGAAGGGGUGAAACUUGUUGAUGAGGAGUGGUGGCAGGUAUUUGAUGUUGAUCGGGAAGAGCUUGGGUUUUUGGUGGUGGGGAUGAGGAGUAUGGAGGGAUUUGCGCGCGCGGAGAGGGAAAAGUGGAAGGGACGGACGGUUCCUAUGGUUGUUGAUGAGGUGGAGGCAGAGGUUGAGAGGGACAGGAUGAUGGAGGAGGGCGAGUGA